Messenger RNA from Mobula hypostoma (lesser devil ray), 427 nucleotides. Its product is annotated as lectin-like. Lineage: Eukaryota; Metazoa; Chordata; Chondrichthyes; Myliobatiformes; Myliobatidae. The coding region runs from base 101 to 427 and encodes 108 amino acids. The transcript is spliced from 4 exons. The record is from RefSeq and is a predicted model, not a curated record.
CCAAGACCAGUGCACCAGGACUUGUGUUUCCAGCUGGACUGGUUAUAAUUUUACUUGUCUUCGGUUCAUCAAUGAAGAAAGGCUCUGGAUUGAAGCUGAGAUGUACUGUCAAGCCCUCAUACCUGGUGGUCACCUCGUUUCAAUACACAGCAAGGAAAAUAAUGACUUUGUUUUAGAAUUGGCCCAAAAGGAGGGUAGUCCACAUCCAAAAAUUUGGAUUGGUAGCUCUGAUGUGUAUGAGGAUGGUACAGAGUUUUGGACUGAUGGAUCCAGAUGGGAUUAUCAUUAUUGGCCUACAGGAAGACCCGUUGCUGGCUUACUGUGCAACACCAUGAUUCUAACUCAGAAUGCUGGCUUUUGGAGUGAUGAGGAUUGUACCAACAGCAGAUUUCCAUUCGUCUGUAUUUCCCACGUGGACCUUAAUUAA